AUGGUCGAAAAAGCUGGGGCGAAUCACGAUCUCCGAAUUUUGGCAAAAAUUUACCCCGAAGUAUACCGCGAUGAUGCUUCCAACGCUUCCUCGUUGUCUCCACCUCCGAACAGAAAAAGCGUCAAACACAAUCAUCAGCGAAGAACGCGAGUGAACAAACGCGCUAGCAGGAAAUGUUCUCUUCUUUUUUCAACUAAAUCAGUUGAAAUAAUCAAAGCAAGAGAGAACGCGGGGAAAAGUGUUUUGUCGAAGAAACCAUACGCGCUGUCAGAUCUCGGGGACGCCGGAUACGCCGAGGAUAUCCUCCAAGACAUCGAAAACGAGCAAACUGGAGGGGGCCUUGACGAAAUCAACGGAAUGGACUUUAACGCAGUUCAGCAACUAGACGACGAGGUCGACAUUGUCAUGAACGAAAUCAACAUGAACGAAAGCAACAACAGCGCUUUUGGACUGUUUGAAGAAGACGACGAGUUCUGUAAUGACUUUUGUAGAUAUCGAGUGUAG
Oikopleura dioica is the source of this 504-nucleotide messenger RNA. NCBI's taxonomy places the organism in Eukaryota, Metazoa, Chordata, Appendicularia, Copelata, Oikopleuridae. The record is from the annotation of a GenBank genome assembly.